Octodon degus (degu) is the source of this 3902-nucleotide messenger RNA. RefSeq names its product synapsin III (gene Syn3). The coding region runs from base 67 to 1812 and encodes 581 amino acids. Gene Ontology annotation, molecular function: ATP binding. NCBI's taxonomy places the organism in Eukaryota, Metazoa, Chordata, Mammalia, Rodentia, Octodontidae. Gene Ontology annotation, biological process: neurotransmitter secretion. Gene Ontology annotation, cellular component: synaptic vesicle; synaptic vesicle membrane. The transcript is spliced from 14 exons. The record is from RefSeq and is a predicted model, not a curated record.
GGCGCGGGCGCGCUGGGAAGCUCGGCGCAGCGCGAGGCAGCGCCCGUCCGGAGCCGCCCGCACGCCAUGAACUUCCUCCGGCGACGCCUCUCCGACAGCAGCUUUGUUGCCAACCUGCCCAAUGGCUAUAUGCCCGACCUGCAGCGCCCGGACAGCUCCACCAGCUCUCCCGCAUCUCCAGCCACGGAAAGGAGACACACACAGCCCCUGGCCGCCUCCUUCUCCUCCCCAGGGUCCAGCCUCUUCAGCUCCUUUGCUGGUGCCAUGAAGCCAUCUGCAUCCACACAGGCCUCUGCGGGUCCCUUGGAGCCUGCAGGGCCCUCUGCGCCUGUCAUCCAGAGGCCCAGGGUCCUGUUGGUGAUUGAUGACACCCACACAGACUGGGCGAAGUAUUUCUGCGGAAAGAAGCUGAACGGAGACAUCGAGAUCCGCGUGGAGCAGGCAGAGUUCUCCGAGUUGAACCUGGCCGCCUAUGUCACUGGGGGUUGCGUGGUGGACGUGCAGGCAGUGAGGAAUGGCAACAAGGUGGUGAGGUCCUUCAAGCCAGACUUCCUCCUGGUCCGCCAGCAUGCCUACAGUAUGGCACUUGGGGAGGACUACCGCAGCCUGGUCAUUGGCCUGCAGUAUGGGGGGCUACCUGCUGUCAACUCGCUCUACUCUGUCUACAACUUCUGCAGCAAGCCCUGGGUGUUCUCCCAGCUCAUCAAGAUCUUCCACACCCUGGGCCCCGAGAAGUUCCCGCUCGUGGAGCAGACCUUCUUCCCCAACCACAAGCCAAUGCUCACAGCCCCACAGUUCCCUGUAGUUGUCAAGCUGGGACAUGCCCACGCCGGAAUGGGAAAGAUCAAAGUGGAGAACCAGCUCGACUACCAGGACAUCACCAGCGUGGUGGCCAUGGCCAAGACCUAUGCCACCACCGAGGCCUUCAUCGACUCCAAGUACGACGUGUGCAUCCAGAAGAUCGGGUCUAACUACAAGGCCUACAUGAGGACGUCCAUCUCGGGGAACUGGAAGGCCAACACGGGCUCCGCCAUGCUGGAGCAGGUGGCCAUGACCGAGCGGUACCGACUGUGGGUGGACAGCUGCUCAGAAAUGUUUGGCGGCCUGGACAUCUGUGCGGUCAAGGCUGUGCACAGCAAGGAUGGUAGAGACUUCAUCAUCGAGGUCAUGGACAGUUCGAUGCCCCUGAUAGGGGGGCACGUGGAAGACGACCGGCAACUGAUGGCCGACCUUGUGGUGUCCAAGAUGAGCCAGCUCCUGGUGCCAGGGGCCACGGUGCCCUCCACGCUGCGGCCCUGGGCUCCACAGACCAAGCCAGCAAAGUCCCCGGGCCAAGGCCAGCUGGGGCCUCAGUUGGGACAGCCCCAGCCACGCCCACCACCACAAGGAGGGCCUCGCCAGGCUCCGUCUCCUCAGCUCCCCAGAUCUGGAAGCCCCUCCCAGCCGCGGCUCUCCCCACAGGGCCAGCAGCCGCUGAGCCCCCAGCCCGGGUCCCCCCAGCCACAGAGGUCUCCAGGCUCUCCGCAGCUAGCCCGGGCCUCAGGGAGCUCCUCCCCAAGCCAGGCCUCCAAGCCAGGGUCCACUCUCCCGUCCCAGCCCAGGCUGCCUGCUCAGAGCCGCAAUGCCUCCCAGCAGGGAGAGGAGCCCAAGAAGACAGCACCGCCCCAUCCCCACCUCAACAAAUCCCAGUCCCUGACCAACAGCCUCAGCACAUCAGACACCUCCCAGCAAGGGACCCCGAGUGAGGACGAGGCCAAGGCCGAGACCAUCCGCAACCUGAGAAAGUCCUUCGCCAGCCUCUUCUCUGACUAGCCACAACCUGGCCAGAGCACAGGAGGCGGCCGUCACAUGUGGCCCUCGGCCUCAGCCUCCUCCUGAGCCUCGCACUUUCCACAUGCCCUCACCUGGGAACUGGCCUCUACCGUGUUCCCGCUGGCCUUGGCCCUGACACCCUCCACCUGAGAGCCACCUGCCUGCCCUCACAUUUGCUCCUGCCUCUGUGACCCGGGAGAUGCCACGUGGCACCUCCCAUGUGGCCAUGCUCCACUUCCAGCAAGUGCCACCACUCCAGCCAACUUCAGCAACUCAGAGGGAUCACUCUGAGAAGUGUCUUCCCAUGGAAGAGGCGGCCAGCUGGCGGCCAGCCACCCCAAGCCAUGCAGCCCGGGCCUGCUUGCCAGCCAGCUCUGCUAAGGACCAUGUGGGGGGUCUUGAGGUCAACGAGAAGGCUAAGGACCCCACGGCACACAGCAAGCCUCUGAGAGCCACUGGACGGGGACACUGUCAUAAUGCCACCCACCUCAGAGCGUCCCCCUAACCAGACACCAGGAGCCAACCACAGGUCCUCACUGGAUCUAGGCAGCUGCCCCCUGGGGCUUAGCUGGGCCCUCUGAUCCCCUGCAGCUCUGCUUCCCUUGCCAGAGCCAUGCACAGGACAGAAACCGGAACUUCCAGCCACGUGGCAACGUUUCCAGAGGCCCCAGGUCAGGAGGAGCCAGGCAGUGUUGCUCCUGUACCAGACACAGUAUAGGACCAGGUCACAGGCUCUAGGAGAUGGGCCGGACACUACCCACCCCUUCUGCCUCGGUCGGCCGCAGGCCUUGGAGUCAGCCUAGCUUCCUUCCCAGUGCUCCCAGCCUAUACCAGAAUGCACCCUGUGACCAGGGGUGUCCCAAGCCACCAACACCUGGUGCUAGAAAGAGCCACUGGUCCCAACAGGAGCCAAGACCUUGUAACCGCUGCGUCCUCCUGACAGCCAGCUUGGCAACACCAGCCCUGUCUCCCCUAGCUGCUUCGGGGAUGGUAGGAGGGCCACUUUGGGUGUCCAGGCAGGGCAGCUUCGAGUUGUGUCCAAUGGCAGUCUGCUUGCAUUCACCUGAGACCCAACCAGGGCCACCACGCUUUGCCUCCUCCUGGUCCAGAUUGGUGAGCCCAGGCCCAUCACCCUCCUUGCACGGUCACCUCCAGCCGGACCUCAGGGGACUCCCCCGCAAGCUGGCUUCCACCAGGCUGCAGGCUAGACAGGCUCCGGCCUGAGUGCCAGCACAGCGCAGCCAACAGACCUGGCUCUCCUCUCCUCCUUGCGUUCUUCCUCCCCAGGUCUGCGCUACUUUAGAAGCCCUCUGGCACCUCUUGUUCCUGACCCUGUAGCAGCUCCUGCAUGGGGAAGAUGGAUGGAUCCAGCUGCUGGCGACCACUGGAGCCCUGCCAUGGCCCUGGGUCCUGACAGCACCUCCCUCUUCUGUGGAUCAGGCUGGCCAGGAGCAGUCUGAGUCCCCGGCAGCCACUGCAGGGCACAACUGAUGGCUCCGGAAACAAGGGGCAGAUGGCCCAAGCAUCCCCCCUCUCCUGUAUAUUGUCCCUUGUCCCUAGAAAGACACACCCCCUCCCUACUACGCCAAGUGCAGUAGCAAAGGCUCCCUUACUUUUCUUUUUAGCAUCGAGAACAUGAAGGCGGACUGAUUUCCCACAGCGGGGACCAUCUGGAAACUGCACUAAGAGCGCUUCCGUGCGCUGUUACCAACACACGUUACUAGGUCAGGUGUAGCCGCACGGGAAACCGAGCGCUCACAAGCAGGUGAGGGAACCUCAGAACAGGCCUCAGAUUCCCAGAUGCUUCAGAUGGUCUGUCUCUAUACUGACCUACACAGCACAUUGUAGUAGAACACAGAUGAAAAUCUGAAUGGUAAAGCCACUUAGGCGAGAUUCCAGGAGCAAGCAGAAGUAAAAGCCUCCUCUAACACCCCAACCAGGUCGGGCUCUGGCAGCCUCACACAGACAGCUCUAGGUCCGUGGCGGGACUCCAGCGCGCGGCACCUCCCGCCCCUGCAGGGCCUGCACAUGCGCAGAGCAGCGGCUCAGCAUGCAGCCUCGCGGAGGCCGCAGGUCACCAGAUGGACUGC